AUCUUAACUUGCAAGUACCGGAAACGAAACUUUUUGAAAGUACCGGAAACGGAACUUCUUGCACGUACUGGAAACGGAACUUGCUACUGUUAGGAAGGUAGGCUCAUAAGGCCAGUCGAUGUUUUUAACUUUAAAUCUGUAUGGCAUAGGUAACGCCAGUGUGCCUUGGACGUUCUAACGUAUUUCUGAAAUGGCGAAAAACCAGUAUGAUCUCAAGGACUUCAGUGGAUCAAAAGAAGAAAAUUUAGUCAGAAGUGUUUUCAAAAAUAUUAUUUCUGACUCUGGUUUUCUCUUACCUGCAUUUCUAAACAUAGUUAUACAAAGAAGUAAUGCCAUUGAUGGGAAAUCAUUCAGCGACGCAUCUGUCUAUCUUCGACUAAACUAUGAACAUGCCGAGGCAUAUGCUAAAAAUUAUAUCGAAGGAUAUCCUGAGUGCCGGGGCGUUUACUUGAAGGAUAUACUAGCUUUAAAUAUUUUCAAAGAAUUUCUGACAGAUGGCGUAGACGCAAUCAGGAAGCACUCCACUGCUUGUCGUCAAUCAUUCUUGGCAUUGUUUGAAUUUCUGCGAGAGCGAACUACACAUGAAGAGGCAAUCUGGAAGCUUGCCAAAGGCACUUCAUUAAGUGGAAUCAAGGAGACACAAAUUAUGGUUGGAUUAGCCCAUCACCUGUUUUCGCAGUUGGUCCCAGGCAAGAAGUAUGAAGUUGAUGAAUAUGCAAAGCAGCUUCCAAAAGAAUGUUGCUGUGGUUGUAAUGCUACAGUUUAUGGAGGAAAUACGUCAGUAGGCUCAACAAGAACAUGGCAUGGUAGAGUAGAUAUCAUGUUGAACCACACAAUUGCUGUGACACUUGGGAAUGAAGAAACUGAGAGCACUGAAGAGGAUGAUGCCGAUGCUGAACCUGCAAGUAAACAAAGGAAGUUGGAAACUGAUGGGAACAGUGAUAUUUGUGCUGAAGUGAAAGCCAAUAAGAAAUAUGACAAUAUUUUUGAAUCAAGACUUUUGGAACAAAUCUUGGCUGAAGCUAUAACUAAUGGAUUUGCUCAACUAAACAGGAGUAGAAGUACCCUAUUACAUUUCUUAAUUCCAACUAUUGGAGUUACAUCUGACCAUGUAUCUGUCUGUUUGUAUGACCCAGAAUAUGACUGCUUGCUUUUAUCUAGUAAGAGGCUGCGAUUAUGGAUUCCAGAAAAGAAGAUUCUAAAUAAUGAAAUAAUUGUUGUUAUUUGGCUUUUCUUGAACUUUACUGUUUUUACCGAGCAAAAAGUGGCUACCAAAUAUGAUCUUGAUAAGUCAGGUUUGCAUGCAGAGUUGAAAAAUCAUUUGCAGCAUUACAGAAAGGUAGAAACAAAAGAAAGUGUUAUUUCAACUUCUGUACCAGUGAAAUAUAGCUUUUGUCCUAAAAGCAAAUGAGCUUAUUUUGUGGUAAGUGGUUGGUAACAUGCCAUCCACACUUCCAGCCAUCCUCUGUCUGACAUAAACUUUUAAGGACAUCAGACCCAGAGGGUCAAGAAGACCUAUCACUAUUGUGCUAGUGCCAUUGGACAUACGUGGACAUGUUCUUUAAGACACUACUUCUUCUCAAACAAAUAAGAUCUGAAUCAACAUCAGUCAGGUAUUUGUAUUGUAAAGACGCUUAUAUGUAUAGCACAAGUUCGAAUUCUCAAUCAGAUAAUUAAUAAUAUAAUAAUUAAAUAGUACCAUUGUCUUUUUUCAAACUC
Pecten maximus is the source of this 1719-nucleotide messenger RNA. RefSeq lists its product as uncharacterized. NCBI's taxonomy places the organism in Eukaryota, Metazoa, Mollusca, Bivalvia, Pectinida, Pectinidae. The transcript has 3 exons. The record is from RefSeq and is a predicted model, not a curated record. Bases 191 to 1411 code for a protein of 406 amino acids.